Messenger RNA from Xenopus laevis (African clawed frog), 2771 nucleotides. RefSeq names its product mig30 S homeolog (gene mig30.S). The transcript is spliced from 4 exons. The record is from RefSeq and is a predicted model, not a curated record. Gene Ontology annotation, biological process: regulation of signal transduction; regulation of cell growth; signal transduction. Gene Ontology annotation, molecular function: serine-type endopeptidase inhibitor activity; insulin-like growth factor binding. The coding region runs from base 48 to 908 and encodes 286 amino acids. Lineage: Eukaryota; Metazoa; Chordata; Amphibia; Anura; Pipidae. Gene Ontology annotation, cellular component: extracellular region; extracellular matrix.
AGGUUCCUCCUGUUUUGUUGUUCAGUUUCAGGCUGCCAGGAAAGAGAAUGUUUGGCUCUAGAGCUCUGCUCACUUUCUUCCUGUGCCUACACUCAAUAGGCCAGGCCAGACGGCUUCCCUGGAAGGGUUGGGCCAAGCACAUAGAGGGAAAGUGCCCCCAGUGCCAGGAGGAGAGAUGCCCCCCUGUGCCCCAGUGGUGCCCAUCAGGGAGGGUGCUGGAUGCCUGCGGCUGCUGCUGGGAGUGUGCCAAUGUGGAGGGGCAGCUGUGUGACAUGGCCUGGCAGGGGCACACGUUUGGGGCAUGUGGGGAAGGCUUGAGGUGCCAGCUGAGAGGAGGGCACCAUGUGAAUGAGCCCCAGUGUGUGUGUAGCAGCCAGGAGAGUGUGUGUGGCACCGACAGGAGGACCUACAGGAACGUGUGCCGCAUGCAGGAGGCUGCCAGGACUCGCAGGAGGGCACAACUCACACUGGCCCAUGUGGGACCCUGCAAGGAAGCCCCUGCCCUUCUGACUGCCCCCCAGGAGACAGUUGCACUGGUUGGACAGAGGGUUAUUCUGGGAUGUGAGGUGACUGCUCAGCCGCUGGCAGAGUUGGAGUGGAGGAAGGAGGGUACCGAGGGGGCACUGCCAGGAAAGAGCAGUCACAUUAUUGUUCAGACCCGCGGGGGCCCUCAUCGAACUCAGGUGACCGGGUGGCUACAGAUUCACCAGGUGAGGGAAGAAGACGUUGGUCUGUACAUGUGCCAUGCUUGGAAUGCAUUUGGGGAGGUCACAGCACUUGCACGACUGAAGGUCAUCUCUCCAGCAGAUUCAGCUCAGGCGCCAGAGGUUAAUGGAGAACUUGAUGUGACUGAUGAUGAAGAUGCUUAUGAGCAAUCUAGAGAAGGUCCUUCUGGGUCCCAUGAGUGAGGCCAAUAGACAACCUUGUCCUUGUUCUGCUCUAAGGGAAGUUGGCAAGGAGCACUGUGAGGCACAUUAGGAAUAUGCCUCUCCCUAGAAAUUUCUCUUCAUUUGGCCCUCAACUAUAUUUUCAUCUUAAUGGGUUGUACUUGUCUGGGCCCCAUCAAACUUGACAAUGAGCAAAGAUGGAGACACUUUAAAAGGUCUAGUUGUGCUAUUGGGGGCCACACUGCGUUGGAUGGAUUCAUAUCACAACAUAUGUUUCUGCACUGGGUCAGGAGCAAUGAAUUCCAGGAAUUUAAGGAAAUAUGAACAUAUCCAUGAGAAAUAAGAAUAUGUUAGUGGGGCACAGACAGGUAGAGAUGAUGGACAUCUGGUUCUGUGCCAAUAGUGACUGGUGAGAUUGGAAACCAUGGGAACAAGUCUGGAGAUCCUGCUUUCUGUAGCGACUGGUUUUGAUCUGGUUGUGGACUUUUGGAUGGGGCAAGGCUUCCUGUAUUUUGGGUGGCAAUGGAUGUGGCUGGGGUGGUGCAGUGUGGGUAGACCACAUAGUCCAUACAGGAAGAUGCCAGCUCAGUUACAGAACAGGACUGGCAUGAAGUUCACCAUAGAGCCACCAGUCACCAUAACCAGUGGAUUGGAUAUCGGGAGCUUUUAUUCAUCCUGUGCCUUGCACCCACUUCCUUGGGUCACAUAUGUACCUACAGAGCAGUGUGUGUAACACUACCUACCCCCCAAACCUGUGUGUCUAACAUUACCUACCCCCCAAACCUGUGUGUCUAACACUACCUACCCCCCAAACCUGUGUGUCUAACAUUACCUACCCCCAAACCUGUGUGUGUAACACUACCUACCCCCCAAACCUGUGUGUCUAACACUACCUACCCCCCAAACCUGUGUGUGUAACACUACCUACCCCCCAAAACCUGUGUGUCUAACACUACCUACCCCCAAACCUGUGUGUCUAACACUACCUACCCCCCAAACCUGUGUGUCUAACACUACCUACCCCCCAAACCUGUGUCUAACACUACCCCCCAUACAUGUGUGUGUAACACUACUUACCCCCAAACCUGUGUGUAACACUACCUACUCCCUAAACCUGUGUGUGUAACACUACGUAGCCCCCAAACCUGUGUGUAUAACACUACCUACUCCCCAAACCUGUGUGUCUAACACUACCUACCCCCCAAACCUGAGUGUGUAAGACUACCUACCCCCAAACCUGUGUGUAACACUAACUACCCCCCCAAACCUGUGUGUCUAACACUACAUACCCCCCAAACAUGUGUGUGUAACACUACCUACCCCCCAAUCAUGUGUGUGUAACACUACCGACCCCCCAAACCUGUGUGUGUAACACUACCUACCCCCCAAACAUGUGUGUGUAACACUACCUACGCCCCAAAUCUGUGUGUAACACUACCUACCCCCCAAACCUGUGUGUAACACUACCUACUCCACAAACCUGUGUGUGUAACACUACCUACCCCCCAAAUCUGAGUGUGUAACACUACGUACCCCCCAAACCUGUGUGUGUAACACUACCUACUCCCCAAACCUGUGUGUGUAACACUACCUACUCCCCAAACCUGUGUGUGUAACACUACCUACCCCCCAAACCUGAGUGUGUAAGACUACCUACCCCCAAACCUGUGUGUAACACUACCUACUCCCCAAACCUGUGUGUGUAACACUACGUACCCCCCAAACCUGUGAGUAUAACACUACCUACCCCCCAAACCUGUGUGUCUAACACUACCUACCCUCCCCAACCUGUGUGUCUAACACUACCUACCCCCCAACCUGUGUGUGUAACACUACCUACCCCCCAAACCUGUGUGUGUAACACUAUCUACCCCCCAAACCUGU